UUAUACUUACCCAUUUGAUUUAAUUAAAUCUUUGCUCGUAAAAUUGUAUUGAGAAUUGUUAGUUUACGAAAAUGUAUUAUAGAAAUUGUUUCUUUUAUUUCAUUUUCGCUGUCAAUUACAACAUAAUCUGUGGGGACAUUUUAGCGUCAAACAAAACAGAAGCAAACAAGCCAAUUUUUAGAUCUCAAUUAGACGAAGGUACUUCUGAACCUCAAUGGUUAACUGGUCUUCGUCACAAAAUAAAUGAAGCUAUUAAUAGUUACGGCUACAAUGACGCGAAGCGAUACAUAUCAAAAUAUGUAGAUGAAAUAGAGAAAAAUGCAAAACUUUUGCUCCAUGUAAAAGUUAACCCCAAAGGGUUAGCCGGCGUUGAACAUAAGCCCAUAUUGAAAUCCGGGCUUUACGGAGACUACGAUUUUGCAGCGAAUAUAUACAAUAUAUUCAACGAUGCUGAUCCGGAAUGGUUAAGAGAUCUUAAAGAAAAUGUCAAAGUAUUAGUUAAUAUGCUGGGCAGGGAAGCAGCCUCCUAUAUACUAAUACCGAUCGUUUUAGCUACCGAAUAUAUGAACAGCGUCAAAAUAACUGACAUCGAUGUCGACCAAUCGGGUGAAGUGAUUGUGAACUACCACGAAGUAGAAGAAGCGAAUAUAUUAGGAACUACGAGCAGGGCACGCAAACAUAAAAAAAGAAAAUCAAGAUCAAAGAGAACAUAAUAACAAUGAGUGUAUUG
Pieris napi is the source of this 730-nucleotide messenger RNA. RefSeq lists its product as uncharacterized. Bases 72 to 713 code for a protein of 213 amino acids. Lineage: Eukaryota; Metazoa; Arthropoda; Insecta; Lepidoptera; Pieridae. The transcript has 14 exons. The record is from RefSeq and is a predicted model, not a curated record.